UUGAAUGUCUAUUUGUUGUUUCUCUUAUAUUUCAGACACACAAGCAAUGAAGAUCAACCAGACAAUCCUGAAGGAAUUCAUCCUUGUGGGCUUUUCCAUUUACCCACAUGCACAGACAUUCCUCUUUGUGGUCUUCUUUUGCCUCUACCUUCUCACCCUUGCAGGUAACCUGGCCAUCCUGGUUCUGACUUGGGUGGACAGGUCUCUCCACACCCCUAUGUACAGCUUCCUUCGUGCACUCUCCUUCUCUGAGACCUGCUACACACUGGCAAUUAUUCCCAAGAUGCUGCAAGACCUACUGGUCAAGGACAGAAGUAUUUCAGUCACAGGCUGUGGCUUACAGAUGUGUUUCUUCUUGGGACUUGGUGGCACAAACUGUAUCAUCCUCACAUUGAUGGGGUAUGACCGCUUCCUAGCCAUCUUUAAUCCUCUAAGAUAUCCAUUGCUUAUGACCAACAGCAUAUGUGGAAAACUUGUGGCUUCUGCUUGGGCUGGAGGCUUCUUUAUCUCUCUGGUAGAGACGGCGCUGAUAUUCAGGGGCUCUUUCUGCAGACCUAACCUCAUCAAACACUUCUUCUGCCACAUGCGGGCAGUUGUCAGGCUGUCCUGUAUAGACAGUGACCUCACAGAAUUCAUUGUAACGGUGAUCUCAGUGGCAGGCUUGCUGGGUACUUUUCUGCUCAUCAUCCUGACUUAUGUUUUCAUUCUUUCGACUGUCCUCAGGAUCCCUUCAUCUGAGGGCAAGCAUAAGGCAUUUUCCACCUGCACCUCCCACCUCACAGUGGUCAUCAUCCACUUUGGUUUUGCAUCUAUUGUUUAUUUGAAGCCACAAGCCUCAGGGGCAGAUGACACACUGAUAGCAGUCCCUUAUACUGUUGUUACUCCUUUACUCAGCCCAGUCAUAUUCAGUCUCAGAAAUAAGGACAUGAAGGAUGCUUUUAUAAAGAUGAUGGGAAGGACACUUGCCUUGACAAAAUAA
Molecule: messenger RNA, 979 nt
Organism: Nycticebus coucang (slow loris)
Lineage: Eukaryota; Metazoa; Chordata; Mammalia; Primates; Lorisidae
Product: olfactory receptor 10X1
Exons: 1
Coding region: 5-979 (324 amino acids)
Biological process (GO): G protein-coupled receptor signaling pathway
Cellular component (GO): membrane
Molecular function (GO): olfactory receptor activity; G protein-coupled receptor activity
Source: RefSeq, a predicted model, not a curated record